This is a messenger RNA of Pristis pectinata (smalltooth sawfish), 11749 nucleotides long. It is a transcript of the gene wnk1b, whose product is annotated as WNK lysine deficient protein kinase 1b. NCBI's taxonomy places the organism in Eukaryota, Metazoa, Chordata, Chondrichthyes, Rhinopristiformes, Pristidae. The record is from RefSeq and is a predicted model, not a curated record. Bases 1013 to 9640 code for a protein of 2875 amino acids. The transcript is spliced from 31 exons. Gene Ontology annotation, cellular component: cytoplasm; cytosol. Gene Ontology annotation, biological process: intracellular signal transduction; negative regulation of sodium ion transport; positive regulation of sodium ion transmembrane transporter activity. Gene Ontology annotation, molecular function: ATP binding; protein serine/threonine kinase activity; chloride channel inhibitor activity.
GUCAGUGAGUGGAAGAGAGUGUGUCCGCCAUUUACAGUUGGGAAGAAGAGUGUGUGUAUCUCUGAUCUGACAGGCGGGAUAGGCACCCAUCUUCGCCCCCCCUUCUUACGUGGGGGGCCCGGGCUCGAACUUAUACCAUUUGUAAGAAGUGGACUAUUGGCGAUUUUCUUUUGUUGAAAAAUCGGUUCCAGUGGUAGAGAGGAAGAAGCCGGGAUGUUACGUAUGUGGAAGGGACCGCAGUGAGAGCCUCUCCCCGGGCAGCUUGAUCUUGCCCUGUGGUUUCUAUUGUUGCUCCCAGGCCGUUCCUGAGCGGCAGUGUGGACGGUCUUUUCUUGUCAUCAUCAUUUGUUGACUUUUUAAGAAAAGCUCGACAGAUUCAUCGCAUCCAUUUUGAAAGCUUUGGAACCAGAGCCUUUACGGACAUCGACGGAACGGUUGUGGCGCUGUACAUCAUCGAUGUUUUAAAAAAAAGUCUCCACAUAUUCGCUGUAUCCGUGGGGCUGUUCUGCUGUUGAGAGAACUAUACAGGUCGUUACUUUGAUUGUGCGUUUUUUUGGAGGAGGAACAAGUUAAAAAAUAAUUUCUGGACCUUAAAUUGAGGAAAAAAGGAACUAUUUUCGCUGUUUUCACUGACAGUCUUCUCUUUUCCAUUUUAAAUUCCUUUACUCUCCUGAGAAAUUGAGACUGAAUGAAAGCGGUUUCGGAUUUUUAAAUUAAGGAUGGACGGAUCACAUCAGAUGGUCCAUGUUUAUCACGCUGCAUUGCAACUGACUGAGGUGGACAGUAUUUUUUGUCUCUUUUUUAAAGGAACGUCAGUGUUCCGGGGAUCCGACCCUUUGCACAAAAAUAGUAUGGAAUUAUUUUGUAUUUAAAAAAAAAUUGGUUUGCAAUCGUCUCCUUGUAGUUAACUUAAAAAGAUUGCAUUUCCCUUGCGUUGAAAUUUUGGGUUAGAGAGGAACCACUGCAUUUUGUUUUGUUUUGAAGCCGAUUGCCAAUCGGUUUUCUUGUGGCAAUGUCAGAAAGCGCAGACAAAAUUGGUUCAUUAUUGCGUCCUCCUAAAAAUGGUACCAAUUCCAGUUCUGAUACUACAAUAGGAGAACGUCUUGGAGUAAGUAUGAGAAAAAAGGAAGAGUUCAACGCCCUCAGGAGGCGGAGGCAUACAAUGGACAAGGACAGCAAAGCAGAGCACCAACGUUUUAUUAGGAGGAGUGUGAUCUGCGAUUCCAACGUAACCGCAUUGGACCACUUGCCCAGUAAGACCAGCAUUAUCGUUUCUCCGCCUGAAUCGGACAAUGCAACCAUAUUAAUAAGCGGUGUCACCAAUAAUAGCGAAGCACCGCCUCCAGUACAGACAACUCCCGUUGACCCAGUGUCUACUGCAGUUCCUGUAAUUGGCGAAGACAAAUGCGAAAAUUGCACUGAUGGCAGUGCGAAAGAUGGAAACAGGGUCGCAGGUAUUGGCGAUGAACCAUCUCGGCCCCCUAUCCGUUCGCCCGAUGUCUACGUUUGCAGUCAUGCUGUGAGUACAUCUGGCAGCAUCAUCAGCAAAGACAGAAAAAAACAAAAAGCUGUUCCAAUCAAGGAGGAGGUCGAGUCGAAAGUCAGCGAAGAGGACAGUGCGGAGAACCGAGAGGCGGAGGAGGCAAGGAAUCUCGAGAGGAAGGCGCAGGAGGAUAAUGAAGAAAUAGAGACAAAGGCUGUGGCAACUUCCCCUGAUGGGAGGUUUUUGAAGUUUGACAUAGAAAUUGGGAGAGGAUCUUUCAAAACUGUCUAUAAGGGUCUAGACACGGAAACAACUGUUGAAGUAGCUUGGUGUGAAUUGCAGGACCGAAAGUUGUCAAAAUCAGAAAGGCAAAGGUUUAAAGAAGAAGCUGAAAUGUUGAAGGGCUUGCAGCAUCCAAAUAUAGUCAGAUUUUAUGAUUCUUGGGAAUCAACGUUGAAAGGAAAGAAAUGUAUCGUGCUGGUGACAGAAUUGAUGACGUCGGGUACUCUGAAAACUUAUUUGAAAAGGUUUAAGGUGAUGAAAAUCAAGGUGCUUCGAAGCUGGUGCCGUCAAAUCUUGAAGGGUCUCCAUUUUCUUCAUACUCGCACCCCACCUAUCAUCCACAGAGAUUUGAAGUGUGACAACAUCUUCAUUACAGGCCCUACUGGAUCAGUUAAAGUUGGCGAUCUUGGCCUUGCUACAUUAAAAAGGGCAUCAUUUGCAAAAAGUGUAAUAGGUACCCCUGAGUUCAUGGCUCCUGAGAUGUAUGAAGAAAAAUAUGACGAAUCAGUUGAUGUUUACGCUUUUGGGAUGUGUAUGCUAGAGAUGGCAACGUCAGAAUAUCCAUAUUCGGAAUGUCAGAAUGCUGCUCAGAUCUAUCGUAGAGUAACUAGCGGAGUGAAGCCAGCCAGUUUUGACAAGGUAGCAAUCCCUGAGGUUAAAGAAAUAAUUGAAGGAUGUAUCCGCCAGAACAAAGAUGAACGGUAUGCAAUUAAGGACCUUUUGAGUCAUGCCUUCUUUCAGGAAGAUACUGGUGUUCGUGUAGAGUUGGCAGAAGAAGAUGAUGGAGAGAAACUUGCAAUUAAGCUUUGGCUGAGAAUUGAAGAUAUUAAGAAGCUUAAAGGAAAAUAUAAGGAUAAUGAAGCCAUAGAAUUCUCAUUUGACUUGGAAAGAGAUGUUCCAGAGGAUGUGGCGCAAGAAAUGGUGGAAUCUGGAUUUGUAUCUGAAGGAGAUCACAAAACAAUGGCAAAAGCCAUCAAGGAUCGUGUAUCACUAAUCAAACGAAAGCGUGAACAACGCCAGUUGGUCAGAGAAAAACGGAAAAAGCUAGAAGAACAGCAGAAGAAGCAUGAUCAGCUGCAGCAGCCAAAAGCUCAGCAAGGUGCUAGUGUCACUCAAACUGGAGGAGGGCAUCCAUCCCAGUUAUCUGCCACAGCAAUCUCUUCUGCUGUCUCUGCAACCCAGCCAACUCAAGUUGAACCUGAAGAGCCUGAAGCAGAUCAACAUCGUCUACAAUACCAGCCAGCUGGAAACUCUGUUACAUCUGAUGGCACAUUUGACAGUGGCCAGAGUUCAUCUGGGUUUUCAGAUUCCCAUCUUAGUCAAGCAGUUUCCUAUGGUUCUGUUCAAGAACAGCAUAUUUCAUCUGGCCAGCCCCCUGGUUACAGUCCCCCAAAUGUCCAGGCAACAUCACAACAGCUCGGUGGCCAUCAACAAUCCACAGGGCAGCCCCCAUCCCUUGUGCAUCCUUGUGGGGGAUUUACAUCACAACCAGAGACUGGUUCAUAUCCAUCUAUUCCUCAAAGACCAUUUUCUUUCUCUCCACCACCAAGUUUUACUCUGAAACCUGCUAAUCCUCAACGCCGCAAAAGUACUUCCUUCCUGGAAGCCCACACGCGCCAUUUUCAGCCGAUGCCAAGGACUGUAGGCCAGAACACCCUGUCUCCUGGUGAUUUUUCAAAUCUGAAUGCUGAAAGCUCAUCCAUGAAAGGCUUGGUUACUCAUAGAUCUGCCAGUGAACCAAUCCAUAUUGAAGGUCGGGUGCAACCAGAACUUUUCCAUGCUUCUAUUGAAAGCAGAUCAGGAUUGGGUCAAUUUGAGGACAUUCCACUUCUGUAUUAUCCAGCAAUUUAUCCUUGUAAUGUGCAACUGCAGCAAACUUUGCAAGACCCAUAUGAUGCUGUAACUCACAGUAACUUCCCCGCUUUUGCACUUCCUUUGCACCAAAUUCCAACUGAAGUAAAUGUGCAACAGCAGCAGAUUUAUUCCCAGCCCUCGAGUUUGGAGGAGUCCUUGAGUGGUCCGACUUUUCUACCCUGCCCAAAACGAAAUCUGAUGGGCCAUACAUCUCAAAAGAUGCAGGUGGCUUCCCACACGCUACCAGCUCAUAUUUCAAAUCUACCUUCUCAUCUCCAACUGCCACAGGAUGUGACGCAAAUGCAUGGACAACACAGGAAGGUUGGAGAACCACAGGCAGUAUUUCCGCUGCCAUCUAAAAUAUUUCUACCUGUACGGGAAGAUAAAGAUGCUCAAAAUGAACCUGUGACAGCAGGUGUAUUCACACAAAAUAAUGUUGGGGCGAUGAAUACUGUGCUCACUCUUCAGCAUUUGACUGUCCCUCAUUCUGCACCAGCUGUUCCACAAUUAAAUGAAAGCAGAAGUGGGUCAGUAUUUGAUUUUCAAGUUUCUCCAGUUCAUGUGGAAAGUAAUGGCAUCCAAAUUCCAUUUCUGCCAUCUGCUCAAAGAAUUUACAGAAGUCGGCGGGGUUCAGUGGACCUCAGCUUGGAUGACAGCCAAGGAACUGGAAUGUACAGCAGGCUUCAGCCAGUGACCGAAGAACAGGUUGUUUAUUUCAGUUCAGAUACUCUGGUACUUCCAGGAGACUUCCUGCGGAAGAGACAGCCAAGGUCCGAAGAGCUCUCGCAGAGUCUCAGUCCACAGCGUUCAAGUGACUCUGGUCAGUCGAGUUCCUCAGAAACCAGAGAAUUUCAAUCACCACCACCUUUGGCUUCCACAACUCCAUACUUCAAUUUAUCAGUAUAUCGUGAGCAGCAACAGGUUUUGCAGGAGCAUGGCACUGAUUAUGAAACAAUGCAAAGUGUGCCAGUCUCACUAGCUACAUAUCCAUCUGUGCUCAUUCAGACCAACACAGAGUCUUUUCAAGCACCCUCGGGGACAGCUGGCUUGUAUCUCCAAGUCAUGGAAGGAUCCAGUUCCUAUCCUGUUUCAUCCCAGCAGAACUUGCCACUGGAUCACAGUUCUGCAGAUGGACAGUGUCUACCUUUGGUACAAAUGCAGAGCCAGCUCCCUUCAACCAAUCUUCCUCUGGGUGUGACCUCACAGCAUACGCCUUCGCAACCGCCAUCAGGUUCCAUGCAGCAGACAAGCCAGUUUGGCAGUUACUUCACCCCAACGUAUCUUCCACAGACAAUACAGCAGCAAUCUGCACAGCAUUCCUUGCCACAGGUGAAAUCAAGUGGCCCAGUUCAAAUAGUUUCUCAACAUCAAAGUGUACCCAUGGUUCAGAACCAAAUACUUGCUACUCAACAAGGUCCUACUUCAACACAGAAUUACCCGACGCAGUUGCCAGGUGUGGCUCCAAGUCCUGUGAAGUCUUCUAUUGGUGUUCAGUCCAGUGUAGUUUCACCACCACUUUCAGUUUCAACUGAAGUUGUAUCCCAGCCUGUCACACAACCAUCGUAUCAUGUUGGGCUUGCUGCAGGUGUGGUACAACCCUACAUUGAAUCUUCAGCAGCUGGACAAACAAGAGUACUGCAACCUGGAACCACCACUGUUCAGAACCAGAUUGGGCCUCCAACUCAAUUACAGACACAAGCGUCGCAAGAGGUGCCCCAAGCUUCUCCACAGACAUUGUCUGUCGAGCAGUUACAAUUAUACCAGUUGUGUUCAUCUGUAGACAGUGCUCACUCUGAUGUUGCUUCGGGAAUGAGUGAUGGAAAUGAAGGCCUUCCAGCAAGUGGAGGUAAUGAAGGCCUUCCAGCAAGUGGGAGACAUGAAGGGAGAUCAGCAAAACGGCAUUAUCGCAAAUCUGUGAGGAGUCGUUCACGUCAUGAAAAAACAUCUAGACCAAAGUUACGAAUUCUUAAUGUUUCAAACAAAGGAGAUCGGGUUGUGGAAUGUCAGUUAGAAACACACAAUCGAAAAAUGGUUACCUUUAAAUUUGAUUUGGAUGGUGACAAUCCAGUAGAGAUAGCAUCUAUUAUGGUUCAAAAUGAAUUUAUCCUGGAGACUGAGAGGGAAUCUUUUAUUGACCAAGUACGGGAAAUUAUUGAAAAGGCUGAUGAAAUGUUGAGUGAAGAUCCAAGUGGGGAACCAGAAGGUGAUCAAGGAUUGGAGACCGUAAAAGCACAAGUCGAUGUUUGCUUUAGUCAAGCACAGAAUGCGGAGGGCAUGUACAGACAACAAGAAGCUCUAAUAUCUGUACCACUUCAAUUAGGUACACAGGCGGGCUCUGCAAUGCAAGUGGUCCAUUCAGCUGGAAGACGAUUUAUUGUCAGCCCAGUUCCUGAGAGCAGAUUACGAGAACCAACAUUAAGUAUGGGUGUCACUUCAGUUAAAGAAACUUCAACAGCUGUUUCCCACAGUCACAGUCUAAACCUGUCACACUCAGCUUCCUCAGUGAGUUUGCAACAAGCUUUUUCAGAUUUAAAACACAAACCUUUUCAAGAGGGCCCUAAUACUGCUCCUCCUGUCUUCAGCCAAACCAUUCCACCAUUUUCUUCGGUACAUCCAGAAAUGGCUAGUAUUGGACAAGGAAUUAAUACACAAACAGUGGUGUCAUCCUCAGCACCAGCUAGUCUAAUAGCUGCUAGUUCUGCAUCUCAAGCCAAGGUGCAGAGUAUUCAGUCACCACCAGCUGAGCAGUUAACUAAUGAAACCAUUGCUGGUGUAGUUGCCUCUAACACUAUUUUGCUGCCUCCAACCUCUCAGCCAGCUCAGCAGUCAAUUGGAGGCACCUCUGCCAAUGUAAGCAUUCCUACUUGUGUAUCUCCACCACAAUCAUCCCAGCCAAGUCGGCAAAUAAUUGGAGGCUCUGUUGCAAGUGUUCCUGCUCCAAGUUCAGUAUCUCCACCGCUAACGUCGCAUCUGGUACAACAUUUGAUUGGGGGAGCUGCAAUCAGUGGAGCGCCUUCAACUUCCGUUUCUCCAUCUUGCACUCAGACUGUGAUAUUGCAGGCUUCUCAACAACUUAGUGGUGGCGCUGUGGUCAGCCUGGCAGAAUCGUUAACUUCACUGAGUACGUUACAGGGCCAGACAGAGAUUUUGUGCAGUACAACCCAAGCCGAAGGUCAGCAGUUGAGUGGUAAUGGCAUGACUCUGGCACUGUCUGCGUCGCCGCCAUCAUUGCCACCCACAUGUGGCAUUCAAGCUGCUGUGAGCCAGUCCAUUGUGGUGCAAACAAUUAGUGCACAAAAUGUUACCCUACCUCAUACUGUGGGUGCUUCUGUGCCUCUGGCAACCCAGAUCUCUGUACCUGGCACAGUAUCUGCACAACCUGUUUGCAGUGUUCCUUCUGUACAACAAACACUGAUUCAUAAUCAACCUCAAACAGCUUUUCUUCCAAAUCAACCCCAUAUUCAUUAUUCUGAAGUCGAUAUAGAUUUGAAUACCAAAGGCACUGGCAUUGAUGAUAUCAAGACGUUGGAUGAAAAGCUUCGAUCGUUGUUUAGUGAACAUAGCACUGGAGGGUGUCCUCACGUUUCAGCACCUUUGGAAAUGGGAUUGAAUGCAGAGUCUGCCACAAUUGAUAGUUUGCUUGCUGCAGGAAAAGUAACUGGUAUACCAGGGACUUCAACAGUUACUGUCCCAUCCUACCCAGUUGCCACCACAGGUUCUAUCAUGCCUCCUUCCAGUCUACCUCUUGGCCCUACAGGACUUCCAUUAACUAUCCAGCAACCUUCGACUCCUUCCAGUUAUCCAGCAGUUGUUCCUUCUAUGCCCAGUGUCAUUCCAACUGCAGGGCGACCAGGCACGCCGCCAUCCAAAGCACCACUUGGCAGAUUACCUGUGCAACAGCUAAGUACGGAAGCUCUUGACCAACAAUUAAAACAGGCUCUCACUCCACCCACUGAGCAGUUGCCACCUUUUCCAGGACCUUCACUAACCCAGUCACAACAACCUUUGGAUACUUUGGAUGCCCAAUUGAGACGAGCCCUGAGUCCAGAGACUGUGUCAAAUAUACCUGUUGUGUUUACUUCAGUGCAGAGUGUGGUUCCUGUGAAUGGCUCAGUGGUGUCUUCUGUUCAAAGCUUUACGGCAACCAGCUUGCCUGCAGAAGGUCUUGCUACACAGCCUGAUGAUAAUGUGGUUGACUCGGAAGACAAAGCUGGCUCUCGUGAGGAAGAUGUCAUGACAACAAACAAAGUUACAGUUAUUGGUAUUGGAACUGGAGUUGUGAAAAUGGGUCGUUUUCAGGUUUCUGUUGCAACAAAUGAUGACUUGCAUCAGGAAGCGUAUGACAAACAAAGGGAGUGUAAGCAGAAACGUACUUCAGAGGAAUCCUCUUCUGGAAGCAGUCCUGAAAGUACACUUAUAAAACCAUCUGGAAGUGGCAGCCAUGACGAUGCUGUGGAUGGUGCACCUGUAAUUGAAAGCAAAAAUAGUGAAUCCCUACCAUACCAAGAACCAGCUCAGCAGGCAAAAAUAGGACGGUUCCAGGUCACAACAAGAAGAGACACUGUUGGCCGUUUUUCAGUGGCAAGGACGCAAGAUGAAGUUACAUAUGAGGCUGGCAAGGGAAACUUUCCUAGUGUUCCUAUGAGUACUUCUCCACUAACAGAACUUUCAUCUUUGCCAGUGGAUCAUGUUACAGAUCAAAUUUUACCACCUAAAGAAUCAAUUGAAUCAGAACAAUAUCUACAUACAAAUGGACCUGUUUUGCCUGAGACCGGGCAACCCCUUUCAAAGGAACUGGGUCAAACGACGGUUGAUCAUGCAGGCAGUCCAGCCUCGCCUCAAUCAUCAGAAUCUAAGAGUACCAUCAUUGUGCAGAACCUUACCAAUUCUUUCAAUUCUUCUUACAUGAGCAGUGAUAAUGAUUCAGAAAUUGAAGAUGAAGAUAUGAGGAAAGAGCUGCAUAGACUGAGGGACAAACAUUUGAAAGAGAUUCAAGAAUUGCAAUCACGGCAAAAGCAAGAGAUUGAGGAGCUCUAUAUAAAAUUGGGUAAGGCGCCACCUGCAGUAAUAAUUCCACCUGCAGCACCCCUGUCUGGACGUCGCAGACGACCCACCAAAGGGAAAAGCAGCAAAUCCAGUCGGAGCAGCUCUCAAGGACAAAAAAGUCCCUUACUUUCAGGGCCUUUAACUGCUCAGAGUACUUCAAUGUUGACAGUACCACAGAUGCUGUUGCCAUCCCAAAGUACUCACGAAUUCACCAUUUCUGGACAAGGUCAGUUGCUGAAACCCUCGCCAUCCAGUGAAAAUUUAUACUCUGCUUACACAAGUGAAGGGGUGAUUUCUGGGCAAAGUGUCUCUGUUACUGGACCAGGCUCAGCAGCGUUUCACUGUGCAUCAGAACAAGUAACAUUUAAACUUGGCGGCAGAAGGACAAGGUUUCUGAGUACGCCCUGUCUGGCUCUUUGGAAGAUGGUGAAAAAAGUCUGCCCAUGCAACCAACUGUGUAGGACAACUAGCACAAAUGCAGUUAGUGGGGUUGGGCAAAUGACCCAGCAACAACCGGCGAUGACCAGUAGAAAAGGCACCUUCACAGAUGAUUUGCAUAAGCUGGUAGACAAUUGGGCUCGAGAUGCCAUGAACCUUUCACAGAACAAGCGUGGCAUCAAGCAGCAAGGUCAACCAGGCCAGCAUUACUCUGAAACAAUGCCAAGGAAGUAUUCAGCACCAGGUCAGCUUUGUGUCUCCAUGACCAACUCUGUGGGAGGACCUUCUAUUUCUGCAGCUUCAGUGGGUUCACUGGGUCCUUUUGGCAAGACUCCGCUCUGCCAAUAUGGUUAUCCUGGAGCACCAUAUAGUGCCCAGUGGACUGGAGCACCCCCCCAACAGCAACCAGGGAUUAUACCGCCGACGGCUAGCCUCCAGUUUCAAGGAGUUGGUACCGCUUCACUACAGAGCUUUCCCUUGGGUACUUUGCAGAAAUCUGUCAGCAAUCCUAAUGGAUCCAAUCUUAGGACAACAUAGAUGCUAAUUCUGGAUAAGUGUGAUCAAUAGACUGAGUGGAAUUCAAGGUUAAAUGCCUCUGCUGAUGUUGCCAGGGAUAGGUCAUAGAGCUUCAAAGCGUACAAAUGGCUGACACUGCUUUUAUAUACACAGCAUCAUUGAGAGCUAUUUUACUAGUUCUGUUUCAAACAGCGUUCUGUGCGGACAUGUAUUUACCCAUCAGUUUUUGAUGUUCAAACACUGUGAUAUAUAAAUGUUGUUGGACAACAGUAGUUAAAAGUGGAUUUAGAGGGUUUAAAGUUUUAAAGAAAAACAAAAAAAACUAAAGCUAGCUAUAAUCCAUACUUAUCAGAGACACUUUAACUUCCUUUGUUACUUCAUUGUAUUAGGUAAAUAAAUGUGAAUGUAAAAUUGUAUAAAUGUACUUGAAUACCUGUUUUCCCAGUAUGCUUGCUGGAUUCAUAGUGCCUUGUAUUGUGCUUCUGACUUGUCUGCAGGAAAGCACUUAGUGUCCCCCAACAGAGAAAAUAAAAAGGAAGAGAGCAAGUGAAGAUGGAGUUGUGGUAAUGUGGAUAGUUACACUUGUUCUUUGACAGAACUGUUGUCACUGGCAGUGACUGAAAUGCCAUCCGUUCCCCCUAAAUCUGUUCUAGUCUUUGUCCUCCCCUCCCAGGUGAUAGCCUUUUAAUUACUGAAAACGUGGAGUCACUUAAAGCUAAGGUAAUAAUGGUUUAAGUUUUCUUGUGUAGUUUAAGGGUCUGCAAUUUUCAGAAUUUUUGUCAAGUGCUGUUGCUUCCAAAAAUGCAUUGGAAAAAUCAUUUGCAUUUGAUUCUAUUAAAGUUACCAAGUCAAAAAAAUUAUUUAGUAGUUAUCACUAUGAAUACUGCUGAUGCAUAUUAAAAGCAGCAGCCCCUCUACAUGCCAAAACAUGUUUUAUUUUCCUUCAUGUGGUUUUAAAUUGGUGGAGGAAAAUUAGGUACUAUGAAGAAUCCACCAUUAAUCUUUAAGUAUAAUUCAUCAUUGCAGUUUAUUGAUCAUCUAUUUAUUGUAUAGAUGACCACAGUAAAAUUUAUUUUGUAGUUUGAGGCUGUCACCAUUUAAAAUAACUUUUGAAGCAACAUGGAAACAUUUGAUAUUAACCUGGAUAUACAUGGGAAAUGUGAAGAAUGAUAUGGAGAACUUAUAAUCACUUUGGAAGGCCUUUCUGAUACUCUCCCCUGGUUUUUCCUAGAAUGUAAAUCUUGAUAUACAAAUGAAAUUCUACAUUGCCCACAAUCUAUCCAGCAGUGAUUAUAUUUAGGCUGAGUACAUUAAUUUAAAUUCAAAAUUAAAAGACCAAGCUGAUGUAGAACUUUUUUUUUACAUUGUUAUAUGUAAAAAAAAAUAUAUAUAUAGAUUUUGUUUCCUGCAUGAAUAGUUACUUAAAAAUUUGGGACAUUUUCCUUUACCCCAACCCUGAGAAUGUUUCCCCUUCCUCUUACCACAUUUCAAGCCAAACUACACAUUUAAUUUUGUUUUGCCAGGUAUUUGCAGAAAAGUGACUUGUGAAGAACUGGUUGAGGGAGUUAUGUUGCAGUUUUUAGUGAUGUGAAAAAAAAGGACAAAUAUACAAAAUUUGGAUGCAAAGGUUGUUUUCGGGAGAGAAAAGUUUCAGUUCUCUGACUUUAUCAAAGAACUGUUAAAACCCUGCAUUUGUAAUUGUUGCAAACUGCAGGUGAGCACUUUAUUUUUUUUCAAGUAAAAUUGAGGAAGGUUGCACCAUUUAUUAAAUUUUUUUUCAAUAUGAAUGAAUGGUUAGUUCUGCUGUAACUGUUACAACAAUUCAUGGAACUGAAGAAUUUUUACUGCAGCACCUGUUGCAGACUGUUGCUGAUACGUGAGCCUUAAUAGAGAUGGGAAGCUUAAAAUUUGAAGUUGUAGAAGUAGACAUACUAUAGCAAAUUAUUCCAUUAGCUCUUGUUUGAAACACCCAAACUCUAAGAAAAGCAUGCUUUGAAAUUAGAGUUCCCUUGUAAAAAAAAAUUACCUGUUAUGAAGAACACAUUUUUGUCUCUCUCAAGGCUUUAAUACAAAAAGCUUAGAAUUAUUGUGUAAUUUUAUUGUUAGUUGGAAGUGUGAUGGUAUUCUGUA